Carassius auratus (goldfish) is the source of this 3569-nucleotide messenger RNA. Its product is annotated as vinculin-like. Gene Ontology annotation, molecular function: structural molecule activity; actin filament binding. Gene Ontology annotation, biological process: cell adhesion. The transcript has 22 exons. NCBI's taxonomy places the organism in Eukaryota, Metazoa, Chordata, Actinopteri, Cypriniformes, Cyprinidae. Bases 159 to 3554 code for a protein of 1131 amino acids. Gene Ontology annotation, cellular component: actin cytoskeleton. The record is from RefSeq and is a predicted model, not a curated record.
UUGGUUAUCCACAAGAAGGCGUCGGCCGUUGGGGAGGUGUUUCGGGAUUUCUCUGCAUGAGUGGAAUAUACCCUGGAAUAGACAUUACAGGGGAAAACGCUCCACAGUGCGAACUCGUGCCUUUUUCUCACUUGUGUUGAGGAUAUUUAGAUUUCAGGAUGCCAGUUUUCCACACCAAGACGAUAGAGAGUAUCCUGGAGCCGGUGGCUCAGCAGAUAUCCCACUUGGUUAUCAUGCAUGAGGAGGGCGAAGUUGAUGGGAAGGCGAUCCCAGAUCUCACCAGCCCAGUGGCGGCAGUGCAAGCGGCUGUCAGCAACCUCGUGCGGGUGGGGAAGGAGACGGUUCAAACCACAGAAGACAAGAUUAUGAAGAGAGACAUGCCUCCGGCCUUCAUUAAGGUGGAAAAUGCCUGUGCUAAGCUGGUGGAAGCCGCUCAGAUGCUGAGGACAGACCCCUACUCAGUCCCGGCCCGUGAUUACCUCAUCGAUGGCUCACGGGGCAUCCUGUCAGGCACUUCAGACCUGCUUCUGACCUUUGACGAGGCAGAGGUGCGUAAAAUUAUCCGUGUUUGUAAAGGCAUCCUGGAAUACCUGACCGUUGCAGAGGUUGUGGAAACCAUGGAGGACUUGAUCACUUAUACUAAAAACCUCGGACCAGGAAUGACGAAAAUGGCAAAGAUGAUUGACGAGCGGCAACAGGAGCUGACACACCAGGAGCACCGUGUGAUGCUGGUCACCUCCAUGAACACAGUGAAGGAACUGCUGCCCGUGCUUAUAUCAGCCAUUAAAAUCUUUGUGACAACCAAGUGCAUCAAGAGUCAUGGUGUGGAGGAGGCCUUGAAGAACAGAAACUACACGUUUGAGAAGAUGAGCGCCGAGAUCAACGAAAUAAUCAGAGUGCUGCAACUCACUUCAUGGGAUGAGGAUGCCUGGGCCAACAAAAAGGACACAGAGGCCAUGAGGAGAGCACUAGCACUGAUCGAGUCAAAGAUGGGUCAGGCUAAAGGCUGGCUGAGGGACCCUAACGGUCUUCCAGGAGAUCCGGGAGAGCAUGCGCUGCGUCAGAUACUGGAUGAAGCAGGAAAAGUGGGUGAGCUUUGUGCGGGGAAAGAAAGACGAGAGAUCCUAGGAACAGCCAAGACCUUGGGCCAGAUGACGGAUCAGGUGUCAGACGUGCGCACCAGAGGUCAGGGUGCCACCCCUAUGGGUAUGCAGAAAGCUCAGCAGGUGGGCCAGGGUUUGGAUAUUCUGAUGGGGAAAGUGGAGAACGCUGCUCGGAAGCUGGAAGCGCUGACCAAUGCCAAACAAGCCAUCGCCAAGAGAAUCGACACGGCCCAGAGCUGGCUGGCUGAUCCUAACGGUGGUCCGGAGGGGGAAGAAAACAUCCGCGCUCUUCUGGUGGAGGCCAAGCGCAUCGCUGACCUGUGUGAAGACCCUAAAGAGAGAGAUGACAUUCUGCGCUCCAUCAGUGAGGUCGCAGGACUCACUGCGAGACUGGUUGAACUCCGAAAAAUUGGUAAAGGAGAUACUCCUGAGGCUAGAGCGCUGGCCAAGCAGAUUGGCACAGCUUUGCAGAACUUGCAGGCAAAGACUAACCGUGCUGUGGCCAACAUGAGACCUGCCAAGGCUGCUGUUACACUAGAGGGCAAAAUGGAGCAGGCCUUGCACUGGAUCAACAACCCUGGAGUGGACGAUCAUGGAGUAGGCCAGGCUGCCAUACGGGGGCUGAUAGCAGAAGGCUGUCGGCUGGCAAACUCUCUACCAGGGCCGUACAGACAGGAACUGCUAGCAAAGUGUGAGCGAGUGGAGCAACUGAUGAUGCAGUUAUCAGAUCAUGCGGCGCGGGGAGAGGGAGAGAGUCCUCAGGCGCGCGCCGUGGCUGCUCAUCUCCUGAAUGCAAUUAACGAUCUAAAGGCAAAGAUGCAGGAAGCAAUGACCCAGGAGGUGUCUGAUGUUUUCAGUGAUACGACCACACCAGUUAAACUCCUGGCUGUGGCAGCAACUGCGCCUCUUGAGACCCCCAACAGAGAGGAGGUGUUUGAAGAAAGGGCAUCUAACUUUGAGAAUCAUGCCAGUAGACUGGGUGCUACAGCGGAGAAGGCCGCUGCCGUGGGAACAGCCAAUAAGAGCACAGUUGAAGGCAUCCAGGCGGCUGUGAAAUCAUCCAGAGAUCUUACACCUCAGGUCACUUCUGCUGCACGCAUUUUGCUGAAGAACCCUGGCAACCAGGCUGCAUACGAGCACUUUGAGACCAUGAAGAACCAAUGGAUUGACAACAUUGAAAAAAUGACCAGUCUUGUGGAUGAAGCCAUUGACACUAAAUCCCUCUUGGAUGCUUCAGAGGAGGCCAUUAAGAAAGACAUCGAUAAAUGCCGGGUGGCGAUGGCUAACGUUCAGCCCCAGAUGUUGGUUGCAGGGGCCACCAGCAUUGCCCGGCGGGCUAACCGGGUCCUUCUGGUGGCCAAACGGGAAGUGGAGAACUCAGAGGACCCGAAAUUCAGAGAACUGGUCAAAGCUGCUUCAGAUGAACUUGGUAGAACAAUCUCACCCAUGGUUAUGGCUGCUAAAGCCGUGGCAGGAAACAUCCAGGAUCCAGGUUCUCAAAAGAGCUUCCUGGACUCUGGCUACAGGAUCUUGGCUGCUGUUGGGAAAGUCAGAGAAGCCUUCCAGCCUCAGGAGCCUGACUUUCCUCCUCCACCUCCAGACCUUGAUCAGCUGCAUGUCAGUGAUGAUCAGGCUCCUCCCAAACCGCCCCUUCCAGAGGGAGAGGUACCUCCACCGAGACCUCCACCCCCAGAAGAGAAAGACGAGGAGUUCCCUGAGCAGAAAGCUGGCGAGAUGGUGAGCGAGCCGAUGAUGGUGGCGGCCAGGCAGCUACACGACGAGGCCCGUAAAUGGUCCAGCAAGCCUCCCCAGCCUGAAGGGACACACGACGGGUUUGAGACCGCUGUAGAUAUAGACAAUGAGGAUGAAUUCACAGACAUCGAGGAUGAUUUUGAGCCAGAGCUUCUCUUAAUGUCUUCAAAUCAGCCAGUUAACCAGCCCAUUCUGGCCGCUGCGCAGUCUUUGCACCAGGAAACCCGCAAAUGGUCCAGUAAGGGUAAUGACAUCAUUGGAGCAGCUAAGCGCAUGGCCCUGCUCAUGGCGGAGAUGUCUCGUCUGGUGCGUGGAGGCAGUGGGAAUAAACGUGCCCUCAUUCAGUGCGCCAAGGACAUCGCCAAAGCCUCCGAUGAGGUCACACGGCUGGCUAAGGAGGUAGCCAAGCAAUGCACUGACAAACGGAUUCGCACAAACCUGUUGCAGGUUUGUGAGCGUAUACCAACUAUUAGCACUCAGCUGAAGAUCCUGUCCACAGUAAAGGCCACAAUGCUGGGACGGACAAACAUCAGUGAGGAAGAAUCUGAGCAGGCAACUGAGAUGCUUGUGCAUAACGCACAGAACCUCAUGCAGUCCGUGAAGGAGACGGUAAGAGAAGCAGAAGCUGCCUCCAUCAAGAUCCGCACAGAUGCAGGGUUCACUCUUCGCUGGGUCCGAAAGACCCCUUGGUACCAGUAAACCGAGGACUAGUUG